Messenger RNA from Stylonychia lemnae, 891 nucleotides. Lineage: Eukaryota; Ciliophora; Spirotrichea; Sporadotrichida; Oxytrichidae. The record is from the annotation of a GenBank genome assembly.
AUGAGCAAAGCUUAAUCCUAAACUUAAAGUAAAGGCUUUGAUAGUUUCGUUAGUUCCCUAUUUUCUACUAAAAAGUCCAAAGACUAAAAAGAAGAUAAAAUAUCUAAAACUCAAGUUUAAUAAGAUGCACAAUAAAAUCAUGAACCAAGAGAUAUAGGUGAUUUAGAGCUUUUAUAAGCUUCUCUUGGAAUCUAAAAAGAGAAAUAAUCAAAAUAAUCCAGAAAAGAUUCCAAUGAUAACUAGAAUAGAAUCAAGGGGGUGGGUCUAGGAUUUGAUAAAAAUAUGACUCAAUCAGAAAGAUUAGCUAUGGAGUAGGUUUAAAAGUUAAAAAACUAGAUCAAAACAGGGGAUAAAUAGAAUAAUGAGGGUUAAAAGCUGAAUAAGAAUGCAGUGAAAAAUGAUCAAGAAAGCAAAUUUACAGGUAUUGAGAAAAAAUAAGCAGCGGGUGAUAGUAAGACUAAUAUGAUUGAAAGUAAUAAGGAGAAGAAAAGAGUAAAAAAAGAAAAAUAAAAGCAGAAAAAAUCUGAAGAGAAAGCUAAGACUUUGUAGGAAAGCAAUAAAGCCAUUGAUAAGGAUCAAAGUAAAAACAAAGACAAGGCAAAAGUUGAAGAUGAUAAGCCUAAAGUUCAUGUUUAUUUACAAAAUCUAGACAAGGAAGAUUAGUUGAAAGUUAAACAGGAGAAGUCUAAAAUAUAUAUGAGAAUUAAAAAAUUCGAUGAGAUGAAGACAGAGGAAUUGAAGCAAUAUGCGAAAGAAAAGGGAGGUGAAAUACCUUAGAAGAAGUUCAGAACUAAGACAAGAUCCAAGUAAAAGAAUCUCAAGAAAGACAAAAGGCCUAUUGAAGUAAAGAAACAAAAAUUAGCUGAAAAGGGUAUUAAUAUCAUCGCAUGA